Molecule: messenger RNA, 2689 nt
Organism: Clupea harengus (Atlantic herring)
Lineage: Eukaryota; Metazoa; Chordata; Actinopteri; Clupeiformes; Clupeidae
Gene: brsk2a
Product: BR serine/threonine kinase 2a
Biological process (GO): intracellular signal transduction; protein phosphorylation
Cellular component (GO): cytoplasm
Molecular function (GO): ATP binding; protein serine/threonine kinase activity
Source: RefSeq, a predicted model, not a curated record
UAUUUGUGGUAUGACUUUUGCGGCGUCGGUUGAAGCCAAGGGGAACGCUACGGUAGUUUACAGUAGUAUUUGUUCCGAGCGGGUUGCUUACUUCCCAGCUGAUGUGAUUUUCAGUGGAAAUAAAGUCAAAAGAAAUGUGGGUGUGAUGGAAAUGCUUGUGUGAUUGAUUGUGGGCAGAAAGCCCUGGUUGUGAGUCUGUGUGAAAAAGGCAAUUUUUCUGUGAUUUUAUUUGUUUUUUUUUUGUGGUGAAGUACUAAUGGAUCUCUCUCUCUCUCUUCUCUCUCCUUUCUUUUUUCCUCAGGCUUGGUAAAGCUGGGAGUGCACUGUGUCACAUGUCAGAAAGUUGCCAUUAAGAUUGUGAAUCGGGAGAAGUUGAGUGAGUCUGUCCUUAUGAAGGUGGAGCGGGAGAUCGCCAUUCUGAAGCUAAUAGAACACCCACACGUUUUAAAGUUGCAUGAUGUCUACGAAAACAAGAAAUAUUUAUAUUUGGUUUUAGAGCACGUUUCUGGCGGGGAGCUCUUCGACUACCUGGUAAAAAAGGGCAGGUUAACCCCCAAGGAGGCCAGGAAGUUCUUCCGACAGAUCAUCUCUGCGCUCGACUUCUGUCACAGUCACUCCAUAUGCCACAGGGAUCUGAAGCCAGAGAACUUGUUGCUAGAUGAGAAGAACAACAUCAGGAUAGCAGACUUCGGCAUGGCCUCCCUGCAGGUUGGGGACAGUCUCCUGGAAACCAGCUGCGGGUCUCCCCACUACGCCUGCCCAGAGGUCAUUAGGGGCGAGAAAUACGACGGGAGGAAAGCAGACGUAUGGAGCUGUGGAGUCAUACUCUUUGCACUCUUGGUGGGGGCGCUGCCAUUCGAUGAUGACAACCUGAGGAACUUGUUAGAAAAGGUGAAGCUGGGCGUCUUUCACAUGCCUCACUUCAUCCCGCCAGACUGCCAGAACCUUCUGCGAGGGAUGAUCGAGGUGGACGCCACCAAGCGGCUAACGUUAGAUCAGAUUCAGAAGCACACAUGGUACAUAGGAGGCAAGAAUGAGCCGGAGCCAGAGCAGCCCGUGCCCAGGAAGGUGAUGAUCCAAACGCUGCCCUCCGCCGAGGACAUAGACCCGGACGUCCUGGAGAGCAUGCACUCGCUAGGCUGCUUCCGAGACAAGAACAAACUGAUGAAGGACCUGCUGUCGGAGGAAGACAACCAGGAGAAGAUGAUCUACUACCUGCUCCUGGACCGCAAGGAGAGGUAUCCCAGCCAGGAGGACCAGAACCUGCCCCCUCGCAACGAGAUCGAUCCUCCCAGGAAGCGUGUGGACUCCCCCAUGCUGAACCGGCACGGCAAGAGGAGGCCGGAGCGUAAGUCCAUGGAGGUGCUGAGUGUGACAGACGGCGGCUCGCCGGUGCCAGCCCGCCGCGCCAUCGACAUGACGCAACACGGACAAAGGUCGCGGUCCAUCAGCGGAGCAUCCUCCGGCCUCUCCACCAGCCCCCUCAGCAGUCCCCGGGUGACCCCUCACCCCUCCCCCCGGGGCAGCCCUCUCCCCACCCCCAAAGGGACCCCUGUGCACACGCCCAAGGAGAGCCCGGCCGGCACGCCCAACCCGACCCCCCCGCCCAGCCCCUCCAUUGGUGGGAUGCCCUGGAGGACACGCCUCAACUCCAUCAAGAACAGCUUCUUGGGAUCGCCACGUUUCCACCGCAGGAAACUGCAAGUUCCCACACAAGAGGAGAUGUCCAGCCUGACCCCGGAGUCUUCCCCAGAACUUGCCAAAAAGUCUUGGUUCGGUAACUUUAUCAACCUGGAGAAAGAGGAGCAGAUCUUUGUGGUCAUCAGGGACAAGCCCCUGAGCUCCAUCAAAGCAGACAUCGUCCAAGCCUUUCUCUCAAUCCCCAGCCUCAGUCACAGCGUGAUCUCCCAGACCAGCUUCCGGGCGGAGUACAAGUCCACGGCCGGGCCCACCGUCUUCCAGAAGCCUGUCAAGUUCCAGGUGGACAUCACCUACACCGAGAGCACCGCCGCUCAGAAGGAGAACGGCAUCUACUCCGUCACCUUCACGUUGCUCUCAGGUCCGAGCCGACGUUUUAAGCGGGUGGUGGAGACGAUCCAGGCCCAGUUGUUAAGCACACACGACCAGCCAGGAGUUCAGCAGCUGUCUGACGAGAAGAACGGUCAGGUGCCCCGCCCGACACCUGGCACCCCCCACAGGCAUGCCCCCCCCAACAGCAGGACACAGGAGGCCGAGGUUCAUGAGACUAAGUACCCGGCGGGCAAAGACAAGGCCAACCUGGUGCCAUCUUUUGGAACACAGGAGCAGCCUUAGACGAGGAGUCUUAGCAGACUACCACGCUCGAUAAAAAAAAAACAUACAAAUAAAAUCAAGCAAACAAAUAAACAAACAAACAAAUCAUCAAAAAGCAAAAAAAAAUGCAAAAAAAGAAGCAAACAGUCAAACACUUCUCUCUAUUUCUAUUGUUCAUUUCUUGACCUUUUGCCCUUUUCCCAAAACAAGUGUAGACACCAGAGAAUGUAUAUAGGGCUGGCUCCACUGUACAUACUUGUAAUGCAAGCUCCCUUUGGACUAUGAAAAGCUUGUUUUGUAUGGCAGAAUGACUGUGUACAUAUGUGUGUACAUAUAAUAUAUACAAGAACAAAUAUUUUACAGAUAGCACAUUGAAAUACACCCACCCACCCCCACC